Molecule: messenger RNA, 354 nt
Organism: Dentiscutata erythropus
Lineage: Eukaryota; Fungi; Glomeromycota; Glomeromycetes; Diversisporales; Gigasporaceae
Source: the annotation of a GenBank genome assembly
AUGCUUCUGAAAGAAAAUCUUUUCGGUGAUCGUUACAUUAACAGAAUUGCUUUAUAUGAAAAUGAAAAUGAAGAACUGAAAAGAGAUAACCAGAUUCUAAUAAAUGAGAAUGAACGUCUGAAGAAUGAAAAUGAACAUUUGGGGGAAAAGAAUCGGCGAAUAAUUAGCGAAAAUGAAAAAAUAAAAGGAGAGAAGCAGAGCCUAAUAAAUGUGAAUGAACACCUGAUGGAUGAGAAUAAAAAUUUGAAGCAGCAAAUGAUUGAUAAUAGAAAAAGGGGGAGUGCAAAAAUUAUUGAGAAAAUUAAAUCCCUAUCUAAACAUAAUAAUAAACAAACGAUGAUAAUGAAUUUGUAG